AGUAUCAUAGAAUGAAUUGAGUCUAUGUUCCUCCAUAGUUAGUCUUCAAAUUCUUCAUGGUAUCAGAGCAGGUUUAAUCCUGUCUCAUCGUCUUCAUCUUUAGUCAGUUUUUUUUUCUACUCAAUUCUAUUCUUCUAGGUUAUGCCUAAAUACGGUCCAGCCUUUGGAAUGGCUACCAACUCAUCAUCCUCUACUUCUGAUAUCAUCAUCUCAUCGUCUUCAUCCUCUCAUCAAAUGGAAACCUCUCAUCUGCCAAUCACAGCCCAUAAACUGAAUGGGCAAAAUUAUUUGCAAUGGUCUCAAUCCAUAUUAAUGUUUAUACGGGGAAAGGAGAAAGAUGACUACAUCACCGGAGCUUCGGCGGCACCAGAAACCACAGCAUCAACCUACAAGAAGUGGAUAGCAGAAAAUAAUAUGGUCAUGUCCUGGCUAGUCAACUCUAUGACCCCUGACAUUGGUGAAAAUUUUCUGUCAUUUGAUACUGCCAAAGAAAUCUGGGACAUUGCAAAAGAAACUUUCUCAGACAAGGAAAACACAUCUGAAAUCAUCCAGAUUGAAGGCAUCCUCCACGAUUUGCGUCAAGGAAACCUUACGGUAACUGAAUAUUUCAAUACUCUUACUCGUCUAUGGCGUCAACUUGAUACGUUUGAGGUUCAUAACUGGAAUUGUGUUACAGAUGGUUUGUUGUAUAAAAAGAUUGUCGAAGGGAAACGUGUGUUUAAAUUUUUGUUAGGUUUGAACAAAAAUCUUGAUGAAAUCAGAGGAAGAAUCAUGGGAGUAAAACCUCUACCUAGCCUCAGAGAGGCAUUCUCUGAAGUGCGUCGCGAAGAAAGUCGGAAAAAUCUCAUGAUGGGAUCCCAUCAACAACUGAAUAUGGCAGAAAGCUCGGCUCUUAAGACUCAAUUCGCUCCUUUUGACAACCGUCAAAAAAUUAAAGGAGGUAGACCUUGGUGUGAUCAUUGCAGAAAGCCGGGACACUCAAGAGAAACUUGCUGGAAGAUUCAUGGAAAGCCAGUAGAUUGGAAGCCACGUCAACCACUUGAGAAAGAAGGACGAGGCAAUCAUGUGGCUACCGAUGAACAAUCGCCACAACCUGAAGCUAGCCCUUUUAAUAAGGAGCAAAUGGAGAUGCUUCAGAAACUACUGUCUCCUCUUUUGUCAGUACAGUCACAAACUGGCUCAUCUUCCAACCAGCUCAUUGGUUCCGGAACCUUGGCUCACAAAGGAUUUGGAUUCGGGGAAGACGAUUGGCAAUGCUGAGGAAUGCUCUGGACUCUACAUCCUUAAGGAGCUCCAUGAUCCACAAGAACAACCUCAAAUGGCAGUUGGUAGUAAUUCUUUUUCGGUUUCAUGUCAAAAUAACGAUAGUGCAAUUAUGUUGUGGCACUAUCGCUUAGGUCAUCCAAAUGUUAUGUAUCUCAAGCAUUUAUUUCCUUCAUUAUUUCAUAAAAAUCCAAAAUCCUUUGAGUGCGAAAUCUGUCAAUUAUCAAAGCAAGUCCGGUCUCAUUUUCCCAUUCAACCCUAUAAAGAGUCUAGUCCAUUCUCAAUGAUUCAUAGCGAUAUCUGGGGUCCGUCAAGAAUAAAAGAUGUAACUGGUACUAGGUGGUUUGUCUCAUUCAUAGAUGAUCACACUAGAUUAACUUGGGUAUUCCUCAUGAAAGAAAAAUCUGAAACGAGUCAAAUUUUCAAAAAUUUUAAAAAUAUGAUUCAGACCCAAUUCCAG
Molecule: messenger RNA, 1723 nt
Organism: Vitis riparia (riverbank grape)
Lineage: Eukaryota; Viridiplantae; Streptophyta; Magnoliopsida; Vitales; Vitaceae
Exons: 2
Coding region: 142-1260 (372 amino acids)
Source: RefSeq, a predicted model, not a curated record